Messenger RNA from Paraglomus brasilianum, 2166 nucleotides. Lineage: Eukaryota; Fungi; Glomeromycota; Glomeromycetes; Paraglomerales; Paraglomeraceae. The record is from the annotation of a GenBank genome assembly.
AUGGAGGAGUCUAUGAUACUUGGUGAGGUUGGCGCGCUAGAAACUUCCGUGGAAGAAUCGGUCGACUUGGCGGACCACAUUACUAGCUUGGCUGAUGCUAAUGCAGAGGCAAACGUGCCAAAGAGUCCGUCAGCGUCAGACACGAGUGGCCAAGAGAUUCUUCUGUCUUUGCUAUGUGAGACGUUACCAUCUCCAGAUUGCGAAAGAACAAAGCAGAGUUGGGCUAAAGAAUACUUGAAUAGACUGACCGCGCUUCCUCUUGAUUCGCUUAAAUUGGAACCAUCGCUGGUAAAAGAUGAAGAAGCAAAGAUCCAAGCUGAUCUAGCUGAGCUAUGCUUUCGUGAAUACAAGUCUUUUAUUCACACUAGCGAUUGCUCGGCACAAACAAAAGAUUUACUAGAUAAACUGGACAUUCACUUAGACUUGUUGUUAUCAACCAUUCCGUCGUUUGAGAAGGCUUGCUUGUCCUUUAGCCAGCAAACAGAAGAGAUCUCUCGGGAACGGAACAGCAUCAAUACUAUUCUAGAGAAUUAUAAUAAUCUAGUCGAUAUACUAGAGAUACCACAGUUGGUGGAUGCCUGUGUACAAGAUGGGGCGUAUUCGGAGGCGAUGGACUUGUCGGCAUACGUGACUCGAUUGCUUUCCAAGUAUCCGACUAUUCCAGUAAUCCAACAAAUUGACCAAUGUGUAAAACGUUCGAUACAACAAAUGCUUUCAAAGUUGGUCGCAUUGUUGAGUGAACCGAUAAAUUUACCUGUUUGCCUGAAAGCGAUUGGUUAUUUGCGGAGAAUGGAAGUAUUUGAUGAAGCCGAAUUGAGACUCGUGUUUUUACUAUCUAGAGAUGCUUAUUUUCAAUCUCUCUUACGGGGCAUUGAAAAAGAGAAAAACGAUCCGGUUGAGUAUUUGAGACAAUACGUUGGUAUCUUCAAAGAGAGAUUUUUCGAGAUAGUUGCCCAUUAUCGUAAUGUGUUCUCUGAUGAUGGUAGUUUUAUCUCUUCGUCUCUAUAUUCUGCACCAUAUUCACCGUCUUCUCCUUCGUCACCAUCUUGGAAGGCAGCCAUGGAGUCACCUACUUCAGAAAUAUCAGCAACUAAGCCAGUUACAGCAUCGACGACUGUGCUCGCCGAUUAUACAGUUCACAUCCUAGGACAAUUAACUACCGUGUUAGCCGAAUUUACUCCAUUAAUAAAUGAUACGUCGGCACUUCCUACAAUAUUAACUCAGUUGAUGUAUUGUGGAAUGUCUCUUGGUCGAGUGGGGGUUGAUUUUCGUCAUUUAGUCACGGGUUACUUUGAGACAGCGGUUCACCGGAUAAUCAGAUCGAUGAUAACGAAUGCUACAACAGAAUUUAUAGCUGAAGUCAAUCAAGCUGCCGAUAAAAUGCAAUUGCCGGGGGUCUGGAUGGUUGGUGACAAACGGUCAUCUUCACUAAAUAUUGUGGAUUCGAUGUCUUCUUUAAGAAAUCCUUCCGUGAUAGACUCUUCAUCAUUCACACCACAAAUUAUACUUCUUGAUUAUCCUCCGCUUGCUCAUUUGACCAAUGCGUAUCUUAAUGCUUUCAACUCUCUUCGGAUACUUGCGCCAGUUUCGCUGUUUCAUCCUCUUGGCUCGCAUCUGUCACAAAAUUUAUUAUUUAUUGCACAAAUAUUACGUGAUUACGGGAAUACGCUUGUUGAAUAUGGACAUAAUAUUGUAAUAUUACAAGGAUUCUGCGCUACAUUCGCACAGUGUUUCGUGCCUUUUAUUACGAGAUGUUUUGUUGAUGGUGUAUAUGGAGGGUUAUUGGGUGACGGCCAUGAGCACGGGAUGGGGAUUAUGGAUGGAACAGCAAGUAAAGAAGGAUUUGUAAUUAUUGAUCACUCAAAGAUACUGGAUACUCUAAAGAGCAUUCUACCUACUCCCAGAAAAGUUGCUGUACAUUCGAAUGGCAUGGAGAGUAAUAAAUCUAACGGCACGGUUGAAAAAGCGAAUGGGCGGAAUGAAAAAAUUGAUGAUAACACAGUGGACGAUAUAUCGCUUAAAUCAAAUACAGUCGCAAACGAUAAAAUAGACGAUGGUCAAGUAACAAGUAAAAUGCAUGAUGACAAGUCUGUGUCUUCGGAAGAUCGACGGGGGGAAGAAGUUAAUGACGAGAAAGCAAAUGCGGAUGUAAUAAUGGUUAGUUAA